CCACUGGCUGCUCUGAAAAGCCAUCUUUGCAUUGUUCCUCGUCCGCCUCCUUGCUCGCCGCAGCCGCCUCCGCCGCACACCUCCUCCACCGCCGCGGACUCCGGCAGCUUUAUCACCAGAGUCCCUGAACUCUCGCUUUCUUUUUAAUCCCCUGCAUCGGAUCACUGGCGUGCCCCACCAUGUCAGAUGCAGCCGUAGACACUAGCUCCGAAAUCACCGCCAAGGACUUAAAGGAGAAGAAGGAAGUUGUGGAAGAGGCGGAAAAUGGAAGAGACGCCCCUGCUAACGAGAAUGCUAAUGAGGAAAAUGGGGAGCAGGAGGCUGACAAUGAGGUAGAUGAAGAAGAGGAAGAAGGUGGGGAGGAAGAGGAGGAGGAAGAAGAAGGUGAUUGUGAGGAAGAAGAUGGAGAUGAAGAUGAGGAAGCUGAGUCAGCUACGGGCAAGCGGGCAGCUGAAGAUGAUGAGGAUGAGGAUGUCGAUACCAAAAAGCAGAAGACCCACGAGGAUGACUAGACAGCAAAAAAGGAAAAGUUAAACUAAAAAAAAAGGCCGCCGUGACCUAUUCACCCUCCACUUCCCAUCUCAGAAUCUAAACGUGGUCACCUUGGAGUAGAGAGGCCCGCCCGCCCACCGUGGGCAGUGCCACCUGCAGAUGACACGGGCUCUCCACCACCCAACCCAAACCAUGAGAAUUUGCAACAGGGGAGGAAAAAAGAACCAAAACUUCCAAGGCCUUGCUUUUUUCCUUAAAAGUACUUUAAAAAGGAAAUUUGUUUGUAUUUUUUAUUUACAUUUUAUAUUUUUGUACAUAUUGUUAGGGUCAGCCAUUUUUAAUGAUCUCGGAUGACCAAACCAGCCUUCAGAGCGUUCUCUGUCCUACUUCUGACUUUACUUGUGGUGUAACCAUGUUCAUUAUAAUCUCAAAGGUGAAAAAAAAACUUGUAAAAAAAGCAAAAAUGACAACAGAAAAACAAUCUUAUUCUGAGCAUUCCAGUAACUUUUUUGUGUAUGUACUUAGCUGUACUAUAAGUAGUUGGUUUGUACGAGAUGGUUAAAAAGGCCAAAGAUAAAAGGUUUCUUUUUUUUCCUUUUUUGUCUAUGAAGUUGCUGUUUAUUUUUUUUUUUUUGGCCUGUUUGAUGUAUGUGUGAAACAAUGUUGUCCAACAAUAAACAGGAAUUUUAUUUUGCUGAGUUGCUCUA
Molecule: messenger RNA, 1199 nt
Organism: Pongo pygmaeus (Bornean orangutan)
Lineage: Eukaryota; Metazoa; Chordata; Mammalia; Primates; Hominidae
Product: prothymosin alpha-like
Exons: 1
Coding region: 180-512 (110 amino acids)
Biological process (GO): negative regulation of apoptotic process; positive regulation of transcription by RNA polymerase II
Cellular component (GO): nucleus
Molecular function (GO): histone binding
Source: RefSeq, a predicted model, not a curated record